AUGGAAAAGAAAACCUGUAGGAAUGAAGGGAGGUCCCUACUAACGCUCACUUCCGGUAUCCUUGCAGCAGCGGACUUUCUCACUUUAUCCGAAGUGUUUCUUCUUGAAGGAGUUUUCCCACAGAUCGAACUGGACCUGACUAUGGGGGGCAUGCUGGUGAGGUGUGCCGCCACAGACCUGGGGGUCCAGUGGUUCGGCUGGGCCCUGGCUGCAGCUUUCAGAACCGAGAAGUUUUAUGAUUUAGCAGGUUCUGGCACAUUUAUACUCCUUACACACCUGAGUCGUAUCUGGGGAGGAGCUACUCAUGCCCGUCAGAAGGUCCAGGCCGGGCUGGUGACAGCGUGGGGACUCAGACUGGGGACAUUCCUUUUCCUGCGGAUCUUGAAGGACGGUCACGAUCGCAGGUUCAACAAUGUCAGAGACAGCCCAGGGACUUUCUUUGUAUACUGGACAGUUCAAGCUGUGUGGAUAUUUAUAACCCUCCUGCCCACCCUCAUGCUGAACGCCGAGAGGCGUAAUGUGCCUCUGGGGGUUAGGGACCACAUCGGCUGGACUGUUUGGGGCUUCGGCUUCGCUAUCGAGACCAUUGCAGACCAGCAAAAGUGGCUCUUUAAAAGGGAUCCAGAGAACGCUGGGAAAUUCAUCCAGAGCGGGCUGUGGGCCUACAGCAGACAUCCCAACUACUUUGGAGAGAUCCUGCAGUGGUCGGGUCUCUGGCUCUCGGCCUCGUCAGUGAUGCAGGGCCCCCAGUACCUUAGCGUGGUGUCGCCACUGUUCGUUUGGUUCCUGUUGCGUUACGUCAGCGGGAUCCCCAUCCUGGAGAAGCAGGCCAUGAAGAAGUGGGGGUCUGAGUCAGCCUUCCAGGACUACAUCAGGAACACUCCUCUUCUCUGGCCGUGGCCUACAUUUUGAUAUUGUUUGAACAUUUAUCACCGUCU
Messenger RNA from Nematolebias whitei (Rio pearlfish), 938 nucleotides. RefSeq lists its product as uncharacterized. Gene Ontology annotation, biological process: lipid metabolic process. The record is from RefSeq and is a predicted model, not a curated record. Gene Ontology annotation, molecular function: oxidoreductase activity, acting on the CH-CH group of donors. The coding region runs from base 1 to 912 and encodes 303 amino acids. Lineage: Eukaryota; Metazoa; Chordata; Actinopteri; Cyprinodontiformes; Rivulidae. Gene Ontology annotation, cellular component: membrane. The transcript has 6 exons.